[Torrubiella] hemipterigena is the source of this 940-nucleotide messenger RNA. NCBI's taxonomy places the organism in Eukaryota, Fungi, Ascomycota, Sordariomycetes, Hypocreales, Clavicipitaceae. The record is from the annotation of a GenBank genome assembly.
CAUGUUGUUGCACGAACCCGGAUUCAUACCAAUUCUGACCGGAAGUCCUCUUCUUUUCUCGUCACACAAGCACAGAUUUUGAAAAUUGCCUUCUAUUUGUGCUUGCUUCAUUCUCCUCUGCCUAUGUGCCCGCCAACUGAAUUCGCAACAACAUGGCCCAACCAGCAGUAUCAGCUGCCGACAGCAUUCGUUCCCUCAAAGACGACGAUGCCGUAUUCCGCGCCUUUGAUUCGUACCCAUGGGUAAAGGACAAGAGCUUCAUGUCCGGCCUGAAUGCGAUCCUUGGCGAUCCCAACUCUCCUAAUCCGCAAGGAUCCCCCGCCGAUAUGGCGACGCAUGCUCGCAUCUUUUACUACUCUCAGCGCAUAGGUGUCACAAUUGACUUCUCCAAUUACCAGUCCUGGCUAUCAAAGAAUCCAACCCACCAACCACCAGAUAUCCUUCCAGAACAGUACAAGCCUGCCGAGCAACAGCAGCCAGCGACCUUGGAUUGGCAAAAGGCUGCACCCAAGGCUGAUCUUUAUAUUGAUCGCAAGGCAGCCGCUGCAGCAUCAAGUCAGAGUGGCGAUCAACCUGCCUACCCCAUGGCAUUUGCGGAAAUGAUUAAGCUUUUGCAAGAGGGCAAGGAAGUCCCAGGAAUUAAGCAAAUACCCAACACCGUCAUUCGAGACCCGUCUGUCAAGCCGGUGGGAUCUCGGACCGUUCCAAAAAAGCCAUGGGAAAGAGAUACCGCACCCGCUGCCGAUACGUACAGGAUUGGCUCACUAGACACCGAAUUUCCCCCUGUCGAUUCAAUCACCACAGAAGAAGCUUAAACUAUUACAUACAAUUAUACUCCUCCAUACAUAAUCUCAUAACCCGUUUUAAAUACUCACAUCAUCAUCACAUACGCAGCUUGGCCGAAAAGGAAGGGUAAAAUACAAAUAUAUUGUCAUCUCUC